Neoarthrinium moseri is the source of this 576-nucleotide messenger RNA. RefSeq lists its product as uncharacterized. NCBI's taxonomy places the organism in Eukaryota, Fungi, Ascomycota, Sordariomycetes, Amphisphaeriales, Apiosporaceae. The record is from RefSeq and is a predicted model, not a curated record. The transcript has 2 exons. The coding region runs from base 1 to 576 and encodes 191 amino acids. Gene Ontology annotation, cellular component: mitochondrial outer membrane.
AUGACCACCUACAUACCCUACCUCACUAUACCCCACGAGGUCUUCUCCAAUGCCGCCGCUUCGGUGCUGCUCCCCAUCGCCCUGGGGACCGGCGUAGGCUUCAGCACCCGACCCUCCCAGACCCAGAACACGUACCGGCUGAUGAAGCAGCCGCCGCUGCGCCCGCCGCCGCAGGUCUUCGGGCCCGUGUGGACGCUGCUGUACGGGCUGAUGGGGUACGCGGCGCACCGGGCGGUGACGGCGGGGCUCAACCCGCUGACGUCGACGGUGGGCGGCGUGCAGACGGCCAAGCACGCCGCCACGCUGUACACGAUCCAGCUGGGGCUGAACCUGGCCUGGAUGCCGCUGUUCUUCGGCCUGCGCAAGCCCGUCGCCGCCCUGGCCGACAUCGCCGGCCUCGUCGGCAUCAACGGCUACCUGACCUACCUGUUCUUCCAGCUCGACGAGGUCGCCGGCUGGCUGUACGUCCCCUACAUGGCCUGGCUGGGCUUCGCGACCUAUCUAAAUGCCGGUGUCGGCGUCAUGAACAACUGGAGAAUCACGGACGAUGAUCUUCUGAAGAGGAAGAACGUAUAA